Drosophila willistoni is the source of this 962-nucleotide messenger RNA. RefSeq lists its product as uncharacterized. The coding region runs from base 211 to 825 and encodes 204 amino acids. The record is from RefSeq and is a predicted model, not a curated record. Lineage: Eukaryota; Metazoa; Arthropoda; Insecta; Diptera; Drosophilidae. The transcript is spliced from 5 exons.
CAGCACUGAUUCAAUGCAACUGAAACUCACCUCACCUCGUUUAAAACGUAAAUUAGCUGCUAAUUAAGUUUUGACUACUAAAACUACAACUAUAGAUGUGGAUGUACAUACAUCUAUAUAUCAAUUACCGAUCCUGGACAUGCUAAUCUAGGAAAAGCAACAUUUUUUAUAAUAGAGAUUAAUGACUGAAUUGGAUCUGGCUCAAAUAAAAUGUCUCUGAGAGAAGAGCAAGACGAGGAUGUAGAAGUGAGUGCAGAGGAGGAGCCAACGAAAACGAAUCCACCAACCUUCUGGUAUGACAUCAACGAAGUCAUCGAGGAAUCCAUUUGCCCAAGUUGCGGCCGACCAAUGACUAAAUUCAAGAAUCGCUGUGCCCAUAUCAAGAGAUGCUUUGCCAUACGAAAACUGGGACCAGUUUAUAGAAUCAAAGGCUAUAUGGAAUGCAAAUGCGGCAUGCUUAUCAACGAUAAUCCCAAGGCCCAAAAGUUGCAUGUGUGUGCGGGGGAAGUGCCAGCUUUUGAGCCCCAUAUAAACUAUAAUCCACCUGUACCUAAUGAGUCAAUUGCGACCAGCGAGCCCCAGCUGCCCAUAUUACCAUUGAAGCCCAAGCAUCGUGUACGCAAUUUUGAUCUGUCAGCCACAAAUACUGAACCCGAUGUGGAUUGUGAUGUCUAUUCCAUUGAGCGACAGGAUAGCGAUAGCAAUGAUAUUAUAGUCGCCGUCAAAAUAUGUUCCAAAUUAAGACAAAAGCCAACAUCAAAAGUGGACAUGGUGAUCAAGAAACGUCUAAUGCAAUUGCCCGGUUAUCAGAACGAUGUCAGUUAAAUGUUCUUUACAUUUUUCGGAGUAUACAUAUAUAUUUUUGCUACACCUAAAGUUUUUGUUUAAUAAAUAAAAAAAUCAUUUAUUGUAUAUUAAUAAUAUAUAUAUAUAAACAUGUAAAAUUGAUUUACAAUUUACAA